CAGAAUCAGCAAGCGAGCAUUUUGUACCCUGCUGCUCUGCUAGGGUUUUACCACUCCUACCUGACUAUCCUCAUGGCGGCGGCGGCGGCGCUGCGUACGCCGGCGACUCGCAGCCACCUCCUCCUCGCCGCCCGCACGUUUCUCCGGACAGGCCGCAACCUCUCCACCAACCCACCACCCCCGCAGACACCCACCACAGUCACCGCCGAGCUCCUCCGCCUCCUCUCCGCCGCCCCUGCCUGGACACCCGACCUCGUCCAGGCCGUCUCCUCCACUCUCUCCACCGCCUCCGUCCCCGAUGUCGUGGUACCCGUCCUCCGCUCCCUCAGGAACCCUUCCCUCGCCGGUCCCUUCUUCCUCCUAGCCUCCUCCGCCUCCUCUCCCCAACCUCUUCCCCCCGACGCCUACAACGCCGUGCUCCCAUUCCUCUCCUACGACCCGGCGGCUCUAGAGAAAGUCCUCGAAGAGAUGUCCCUCCUAGGCUACGGCCUCCCAAAUCCUGCCUGCGCGGCUCUUGUCGCCACCCUCGUCCGCUCCCGCCGCCUGGAGGACGCCUUCCGUGCAAUCGGGGCCAUGCGGCGGCUCAAGUUCCGCCCGGCCUUCUCAGCCUACACCGUGCUGAUUGGGGCGCUGGCGGAUGCACGGCAGCCCGAGCGUGCGCUGGAGCUGCUGCGGCAGAUGCAGGAGGUCGGCUAUGAGGUAGGCGUGCCUCUUUUCACGACAUUGGUGCGCGCCCUGGCACGCGAGGGGCGGAUGGAUGUCGCAUUGACGCUGGUCGACGAGGUGAAGGGGAGCUGCCUUGAGCCGGAUAUUGUCUUGUACAAUGUGUGCAUUGAUUGUUUUGGGAAGGCUGGGAAUGUGGACGUGGCCUGGAAGUUCUUUCAUGAGCUGAGAGCACAGGGUCUCCGGCCAGAUGAUGUAUCGUACACGAGCAUGAUUUGGGUGCUUUGCAAGGCAGGGAGGCUAGGUGAGGCCGAGGAGUUAUUUGGGCAGAUGGAGGUGGAAAGGGAUGUGCCUUGUGCUUACGCUUAUAACACUAUGAUCAUGGGAUAUGGGUCAGCUGCCCGGUUUGAUGAUGCUUACAGGCUGCUUGAGCAGUUGAGGGAGAGGGGAUGUAUCCCGUCUGUCGUGUCAUUUAAUUCAAUUCUCACUUGCCUCGGCAAGAAGAGGAAGGUUGAUGAGGCACUGAGCUUGCUUGACAUCAUGAAGAAGGAUGCGAAGCCAAAUACCUCGACUUAUAACAUCGUUAUUGAUAUGCUGUGCAUGGCUGGGAGGGUUAAUGAGGCAUAUAAGAUACGUGAUGAGAUGGAGCUAGCUGGUCUGUUUCCUAACUUGUUGACAGUUAAUAUAAUGGUGGAUAGGCUGUGCAAGGCAAAGCAGCUUGAGGAGGCCCAUAAGAUAUUUGAAAGUGCGAGUCAGAGAGGUUGCAAUCCUGAUUCUGUGACGUACUGUUCCCUUAUGGAUGGCCUUGGAAAGAAGGGAAAGAUUGAUGAGGCCUAUAGGCUAUUUGAGAAAAUGUUGGAUGCAGGCCACAAUGCUAAUCCUGUCGUAUAUACCUCCUUGAUCAGGAACUUUUUCAUGCAUGGAAGGAAAGAAGAUGGGCACAAGAUUUUCAAAGAGAUGGUCCGUCGAGGAUGCCAUCCUGAUCUCACCCUAAUUAAUACAUAUAUGGAUUGUGUUUUCAAAGUGGGUGAGGUUGAAAGGGGAAGAGCAAUUUUUGAGGACAUCAAGAGUUAUGGAUUUCUUCCUGAUGUCCGAAGUUAUUCCAUUUUGAUUCAUGGGCUCACGAAAGCUGGCCAGGCUAGAGAAACAUCCAAUAUUUUUCAGGCAAUGACUCAACAAGGCUUUGCUCUUGAUGCUCGAGCUUACAAUGCUGUUAUUGAUGGAUUAUGCAAAUCUGGAAAGGUAGACAAGGCCUAUGAAGUUCUUGAGGAGAUGAAGCUAAAACAUGUAUCUCCUACAGUUGCUACAUAUGGAUCGAUUGUUGAUGGUCUGGCCAAGAUUGAUAGGUUAGAUGAGGCUUACAUGCUUUUUGAGGAAGCAAAAUCGAAAGGAAUAGAAUUGAAUGUUGUUUUAUACAGUUCUCUCAUAGAUGGUUUUGGGAAGGUUGGUAGGAUAGAUGAAGCUUAUUUAAUUUUAGAAGAGAUGAUGAAGAAGGGUCUGACUCCAAAUUUUUAUACAUGGAAUUGUCUCAUAGAUGCUUUGGUGAAAGCUGAAGAAAUCAAUGAGGCCCUUAUUUGUUUCCAGUCAAUGAAGGAAAUGAAAUGUCAACCAAACACUUAUACAUACAGCAUUCUUAUAAAUGGCCUUUGCCGGGUACAGAAGUACAAUAAGGCUUUUGUAUUCUGGCAAGAUAUGCAGAAACAGGGUUUGACCCCAAAUGUCGUCACUUACACAACCAUGAUCUCUGGGCUUGCAAAGGUAGGGAACAUAACAGAUGCUUGCAGCCUCUUUGAGAGGUUCAAAACCAAUGGUGGAGUCCCUGACUCUGCAUGUUUCAAUGCUCUCAUAGAGGGUAUGAGCAAUGCAAACAGAGCAACAGAGGCUUAUCACGUAUUUGAAGAAGCUCGUCAAAGGGGAUGUAGAGUCAAUGUGACGACAUGCAUCAGUCUUUUAGAUGCUUUGAAUAAGUCUGAAUGUCUUGAGCAAGCUGCGGUUGUUGGUGCAGUUCUGAGCGAGAUUGCCAAGUCCCAGCAUGCUUCUAGAUCCUUGUAAUAUUCAGGAUCUUGUAUCGUGACACUUGGAUGGUUGCAGAAUUUGCAAAUCUGUUGUGCCUGAGUUGAUCUGGCUGUACAGUUCGUGCCUUUCGGUGUCUUGAUAUGGGAGUUUUGAUGUUGCUGGUCAAUUUUUUUAAAUGGCAGCAAUUCAAUGCAUGGCUCUAUCCUGCUGUUUGGAGAAUGGACAUUCUUCUGCAGUUCCCUUGAUUCUGGUAAGGUUCUGAACCCCCAAAUUUCAGUCAUAUCUGCUUCACUGGCUCAGUGCUAUGAAUUGUUCAUUCGUUCAUCUCCAGACCUGGAAUUACGAAUUCGUCCAUGUGUUCGUGGUUACACAAUGUUAUGAAUUGUUCAGCCACAGAGUUUAGCUUGCUCCAUUAUUCUGAACUUUGUAGUGUCAGUAUUUGGCACAUGUUGGUCCAGUGCCUGUUGAAUGUGCAAUUCUUUCUGAACACAGAUGUCUUACAGAAUCAGGUCUUGUGAUGUUUCUUUCCCGCUCACAGUUGGCAGCCCCAUACCCACCCAAUGAAGUUAGGCUGGCAUGCCAUCGUGAUCAAAACCUGAUGUUAAGUGUGCUGUGUUUUCUGCAUUGCAGCGUGCUAUAGUAGUCUCCACUUCAUCCCAUGAAAGGUUGUACUCUCCCACAGGCUGUGGAAUAUAAUUUCUUCCCGAUCCUCUGCCGCACUGCAUCCCAUCUCCAUGUGGUCCAUCGCUGGUGCAGAUUGGUCUAAAAAGUGAAGGAACAGCUGUACCGAUGGUUGUUUGAAAGAAAUAGGGAUGAUUGUUGUUGUGAGGAACUACGGAGCAAAUUUGUGCCCUACAUCCUCUUGGCCUCUUCGCACCAGCCCAGUACUAAGCAUUACCACAAAGAGGAGUUCACAGCACUGGCAACGCUAGAAGUUCAGGUUCAGAUCCUUGAUUCACACAACAUGCUCCUUUCAGGCAAAGGGGAGGAGGCGUACUGCGGUAGUUUGGAUUAGAUCAUGUGGCUGUCGGCGCCCAUAAGGCUUCCGAACAAAACUGAAUUUAAUGUGUUGUAUCUUGGGUGAGGACAUGGUCGGACUGACAUCAUGCCGUCACAAAUCUUAAGAUCAUUUUAGAAGCAUCUGGCAAGGCUGGUGCCUCAGGAUUACGGUCAACCUAGGUAACCAGAGGUAAAUAAACAUAUUCGAAAAUCAAGAAAUGGUUUAUACAUUUUCUACGUGUUUUGCUAAUUAAGCUGAGAACUUAUUAAUUUUGCUGUGUGUUUUUAUUAUGAAUGCCACACUUAAAAUGUUGUGAUACUUCUACUGCUUUUUGGUUAUCUUUAUUUAUCUGUCCAUCCGUUUGAUUUUAUUUUCUGAUCAUUGGAGCAUUCCUUGCAUCUUUCUUGCCAUACAUAUUUGAUUGGUGUAUAUCUUUUCUGAAUCCUUCGUGUGAUGUGAAUGCUGGUAUAGAAGAACGUGGAUAAAUUGGCUAUGGCUACCUUAUAUCAUAAUGCAUACGACUAGCUCAAAAGUUAAGCUUUACUGAACUAUAUUUACAUUUAUGCCAAACAAUAUUGCGCAAGUGUAAAAAAUCAUUUCCCCAUGUGUUGUUAUUUCUUAUUUGUCAACAUAUCUCCUGAAUGUGUGGGUUAACAGGUUGGUUGCAGGUAAACAAUUGCCGUCUUUCUGCUGGUUGCAUUGAGCUUAGGGCUUAGAUAUUUCCCAGGAACUGUUUUGUGCGGCUGUAGAAUUAUUUGGCAUCCAACUCUUAGACCUUAUUACUUGUAUGUACUUUUUUUCGUUAAUAUAUGAUAGGCAGACUGUGCUAUCGCUGAAAGGUUCCCUCUUCCGAUGUUGUUGUUCGUGCUGCUGGUGCCCCUCCUUGGGUAGUUUAUCCUAAUGCCUCUGCUAUUUCCAAAUUAGGUUGCCCCUUCCAUGUUUGUCCCUGCGACUUCCCUCCUUGACAAAACAAAUAUAUUAUGUACUUUGUACAGCCAAACCACCAUCAAUGGAUUUUUUCUUUCUGUUUUACUGCCUUUUAGCUCUGUCAGCUGUGCUCUCAUGGAUGCGUUAUACCCUUAUAAAGUGGAAAAGACGCUUCUCAUCACGCAUAGAAAAGAAUUACUGCUGAUAGGAUCGAGACGAGAUGCUUCAUUCAGUUUCCCGGUGACCAAGUGGUGCGUAAAUCUGCCGUUUUUAAUCCAAACCCGUUCCCCAUAUCCAUAUCCAGAUGUAAAGGGUAGGGUAUGGGAAGAGAUUUUUUUACCUAUCACCAACGGGGAGGGUACGGGGAAUAUCCACCAGCUGUGAGGGUAAUUGCGGGUAAUCCCCGUGUUGUUCAAUUCCCAUCCCCGCAGGCGAUAGAUACCUAGACCUCCUCCGCAGGCGACCGGCGGCGACCAGACAACAGGGGCGGCGGCAAGCGGUCGACUGUCCAGGUACGUUUCUUCCUCCUGCGCCGCCUCCUCUCUAACGCCUCCCUCCGCGCCGCCGCCUCCUUCACGCCGCGUCGCCUUCUUCCUCCUGCACCAUCGCCUUCUUCCUCCGGCAUCGUCGCCUUCCUAGGAUAGAGGGGAGGAGCCUGAAGGGCCGGCAGUGCCCCGGUGGUCAAAUCCACCUUCAGGCAUCUUCUUGAGCUUGCUUGCCCCGGUGGCCGUUCGGGGUUGUCUUCAACGCCAUCGACAAGAUGCCGGAGUGCAGCGUCGCCGACGUCCGCGGCAAGGUCCAGGCUCUCGACGUGGCCGAGGAGCUCAUGAUUCGCCAGCACCACGAGCUGCUGCUCGGCAACAAUAAAAUCACGGGCAGUCAGACCUGCAGUGUCUAAUUUAAACUGAAGAAAUGGAUUAUUAGAUCAAAGACAUAGCAAUAUUAGAUUGAUUUACUCAUAUGUGUGGAAACUCGUCUUUGCUUGAGACCUUUACAUAAGUGGUGUGAUGAAGCAAGCUACUUUUGAUAACCGAUGAAAGCUCCCCUCCUAUAUAUAUUUUGUUAGAACAAGCAUAUCUUCAAAAUUGAUUAGUGGUGAGUGAGAGCUCUGGCCUGGACACCUGUUUUUGAUUCAGUGUGCUCUGCGUUGAUGUUCUUGGGAUUUCUUGGGUCUGUAAUCGCAUACGGGAACUGACUGAGCUUGUAAGUAUAUCAAUUUCUUCCUAAAAGAAGAUGUGCAGUGCACAAGCUGUGACACAAGCUGUGAACAUACUAUGUCAUGUAUGCAUAUCUUGUAGUUAUGUAUUUUUCUUUCCUCUCCAUAGCUUUGAACAUGAUUUGUAUAAUUGUAUUAAUUCAUAAGUGGUUUAGUUCCAUGCUAAUUUACAUUUUUCACGUUGAUAGUGCUACGGAAUCAACUGAAUUAGAAGAGGGUGUUAGUGCACAAAGUCUCCUUGGUAUUAGGAAUCCUAGAUCAAAAGUUCGGAAGGAUUUUAAACUUUAAGUAAUUGAUGGUUCUACUAAAGCAAUAUGCAUACACUGUGGUGCAGAACUAGUAGCUGGUAAGAGAUCUGGAACAAGUCAUUUGAAUUAUCAUGUUGAACAUUCAUGUCCUCAACUUAAGAUAUCAAGAAAAGGGAAGCAUGGUACUCCAAAAUCAGAAAUUCCACCGUUUGACCAACAACAAUGUCGUGAAGAUUUUGCUAGGAUGAUUACAUGUCAUAUCUAUGCAUUUAUGAUGUGUGAACAUUAUUACAUAAGGCAAUUCAUCAAUAGGCUGCAACCCUUAUUCAAGCCAGGGCAUAGAACUAGUACACAGGAUUGCUGAAGCCCUGAUGUGUACACAGGAUUGGCUAAGAGAAGACAUACCAGUUGAGUGUAAAAAGCCAAGAGGAGAUGGAUUAGAUAAUGAAGCAUCUUCACCAAUUUUGAAUCAAGAAGAGUUGUCUAUGCACUCCCAGUUGGCUUCACCGGUAAAAUGGGGGCACUGAAGCAGCUACUUCUAGGGGCCUUCAUCUAGUUCCUGUUUCACUUAGUAGUAGAGACAAUCUCGAUAAAAUGGUACAAGUCGGUGCUAUAUUAUUGAGAUAGAUGGUCCGCUUGCAAGAGAAAAUAUUGUUUCAUCUCUGAUUCUUGUGAACUGUAAGUUUUUGAUCUUGUUAUUACUAUUGCAGUAGUUCUUUUUCCAAGUUGUUAUGCAA
Molecule: messenger RNA, 6807 nt
Organism: Lolium perenne
Lineage: Eukaryota; Viridiplantae; Streptophyta; Magnoliopsida; Poales; Poaceae
Molecular function (GO): protein binding
Source: RefSeq, a predicted model, not a curated record